UCAUUGUCUUCUUCCUGGUAUAAGACUUAAGAAUUUAGAGGGUUUUUAAUAUUCGAUUUCGCUGAUGGAUUAUCGUAGUAGUUUCUAUUCUCAUGGUGUCUUCCAAGAAAUCACCCAGUAUAAAGUCGCCGACGCGUUGAGUUUGAGUUUAAGGGUGUUCAAAUUUCAAGCUUUCUCAGGAAAAUUUUGAGCUUUCUUUGUUCUUCGAUUCUUCUCUUCUGGGAUUUAAGAUUAGAUUACUCAGUUAUAUGGCUUACGCUCGUGGCUUCGCUACCUUAACCUUCUCGCCGCCGAAUUUUCUCCGACGACUCCGUUUAUCCCGUCCCCGACUUCAUCGAAACCACAGCGCGAAGCCGCCCAGUUCACGAAUCAGCUGCAAUCUGAAAUUCAACUACGCCGCCGGAAAAUUCCGCGAGCUCGGUCUAUCCCGUUCCGUGGAGCUAGACCAAUUCAUCACAAGCGGAGAAGAAAACGAAGCAGACGAAAUCGGGCAAGGGUUUUUCGAGGCGAUUGAGGAAUUGGAGAGGAUGACCAGAGAGCCAUCGGAUAUUCUCGAGGAGAUGAACCAUCGGUUGUCCUCUCGAGAGCUUCAGCUGAUGCUUGUCUACUUCGCGCAAGAAGGUAGAGACUCUUGGUGCGCUCUCGAAGUGUUUGAGUGGCUGAAGAAGGAGAAUAGGGUCGAUGAAGAGAUGAUGGAGCUGAUGGUUUCGAUCAUGUGCGGAUGGGUUAAGAAGCUGAUACAAGAAGAGUGUGAUGCAGGGCAAGUGUUCGACCUAUUGAUUGAGAUGGAUUGUGUUGGGUUGAAACCUGGUUUUAGCAUGAUGGAGAAAGUGAUUGCUCUGUAUUGUGAGAUGGAGAAGAAAGAAAGUGCGGUUUUGUUUGUCAAGGAGGCUUUAAGAAGAAGAGAUACUACUGGUUACAGUGUUGUUGGCUCUGAAAGUAGAAAAGGAGGACCAAGUGGUUAUCUUGCUUGGAAAAUGAUGGUUGAUGGAGAGUAUAAGAAGGCUGUUGAUUUGGUUGUUGACUUGAGACACUCAGGGCUAAAGCCAGAAGCUUACAGCUAUCUGAUUGCGAUGACAGCCAUUGUGAAAGAGCUUAACAGCCUUGGGAAAGCCUUGCGUGAGUUGAAACGCUUUACACGGGCUGGUCUCGUCGCUGAGGUCGAUGAUCAGGAUAGGUUACUCAUCGAGGAGUACCAAACAGAGCUCGUAUCCCGUGGACUGGAGCUAGCCGCUUGGGCGAUUCAGGAAGGACAGCAGAACGAUUCCAUCGCUGGUGCGGUCCACGAGAGACUCCUCGCUAUGUACAUAUGCGCGGGACGUGGACCAGAAGCAGAGAGACAGCUCUGGGAGAUGAAGUUUGCAGGGAGAGAACCUGAAGCUGACCUCCACGACAUUGUAAUGGCGAUCUGCGCUUCACAGAGAGAGGCCGAUGCGGUAUCGCGGCUUGUGACGCGGGUUGAGUUCAUGGAGUCCAAGAGGAAGAAGAAGAGUUUGUCAUGGUUGCUCAGAGGGUAUGUGAAAGGAGGGCACUUUGAAGAGGCUGCAGAGACAUUGAUGACGAUGGUGGACUCUGGUUUGUAUCCGGAGUAUAUUGAUCGAGUGGCUGUGAUGCAAGGGAUGACGAAGAAGAUCCAACGGCCGAGAGAUGUUGAAGCGUAUAUGGGUCUGUGCAAGAGGCUGUUUGAUGCUGGUUUGGUAGGACCUUGUCUUGUGUAUAUGUACAUGGACAAACAUAAGUUGUGGAUAGUGAAGAUGAUGUGAAGGAAGGAUGAAUAUAGAAAGAGGUGAGACUGAAGUUUAAAGACUCUAUCUCAGCUGGAAGGUUCGAUGUCUGCUAUUUUUGGGUAUAUAAAAGUAUCUGUAUGUAUGUAAUACGUAUAUAUAUAUAUCCGUAAGGAAAAAAACCUUAAUGUAUCUGUUUACGAAAGCUCAAAUUCAACAAAGACCAUACAACACAUAUAAGAAAGGGAUCAUAAAGAAACAGAUUUAAGUACCCCAAAAAAAGUACUCAUUAAGAGUAAUAAGUAAUAAUAUAGCGACAUUGUCUACAAAAACCAAGUAAAAAAAAGAGAGCUAAGCUGUAAGAAAAAGCCACAUCCUUAGUUUUGUCUUUGCUGGAUUUGAGCCAAACUUGGAAGAUACAUGAAAAUAGAUGGAAGCCAUGUUUUGUCCGUAGAAAAUUCUCGUGAUAUCGUCCACCCUGCCUUGUUGGAAGAUUCUAUAUAAGCAAUUUGUCUGUAAUAUUCAUCGUCUUCUCCAAGAAUGAACACCUUGUUCUCGCUGGUCGUAUCAUAACUUAAAUUGGCACACAAGGCCACUUUCUUCUCUUGGUCGAUUAAUAGAUUUGACUAAACAUCAUAACAAAGAGGUGGAGUGUGUAACUCCGCCGUAAAUAACUUGCUCCACGACAAGGCAGCUUCAUCAUCGAUUUUAUUGGUCACCCACAUCUCAAUCAUUGAGAAACCAUAUCUCAGACCUAACCCUGUAUCAAAAAACACAGAGAGUUGUUCUUCUCUUCCAACAACUGACAGAGCUUCGAAAGAUAAAUGAUUCAACUUCGGAAGAGACAGAAGCUCAAAUCUCUCUUUUGUAAAAUCAAAGCAGAGUAAAUAGAAGACAUUUGAAUCGACAACAAUCCAGUAAGUAUUUCCCUUCAGUGAAACCCUUUUUUUCCCCAUAGGGAGCACUUGGGUUUGACUACGUUUAAACCCCUCCAAGAAUUAGAGCAAGAC
Molecule: messenger RNA, 2734 nt
Organism: Thlaspi arvense
Lineage: Eukaryota; Viridiplantae; Streptophyta; Magnoliopsida; Brassicales; Brassicaceae
Source: the annotation of a GenBank genome assembly